UACAGCGGCGGCGGCGGCGGUUGCUGGUGCCGGUGCUGGCGCGGCGGGUCCGCCAUGGACCUGCACAUCCUGGAGCACCGGGUGCGGGUGCUAAGCCUGGCGCGCCGCGGGCUCUGGCUCUACACCCACCCGCUGCUCAAGCUGCUCUUCCUGCCCCAGCGCUGCAGGUGCAAGUUCUUCAGUCUGACGGAGACCCCCGAGGACUACACCAUCAUGCUGGACGAGGAAGGCUUCAAAGAGCUGCCGCCCUCCGAGUUCAUGCAGGUGGCAGAUUCCACGUGGCUGGUGCUCAGCGUGGUCUCCAACGGCCGGGCACCCUCUGGCAGCCAGGCCACCGGCGUCACCAAGAUCGCCCGCUCCGUCAUCGCGCCGCUGGCCGAGCACCACGUCUCCGUGCUGAUGCUCUCCACCUACCAGACCGACUUCAUCCUGGUGCGGGAGCGGGACCUGCCGGUGGUGAUCCACACGCUGGCCGGGGAGUUCGACAUCUACAAGGAGGAGAGCGGCGAGUGUGUCCCUGUCACCUGUGACGACGUGAGCAACGGCUUCCUCAAGUCCAAGCCGGCCACCAGCCCCACGCUGCACCCCGUGCAGAGCCCCCAGACUCGCUUCUGCAUCCUGACUGUGGCCCCCGACACACUGCCUGCCAUCGCCACCAUGCUCAUUGACGUCCUCUUCUACUCCCACAGCCCCCCCAGGGAGGCUGGAGCCAGCAGCCAGGACCUCGACUCCAUCACCUUCUUCGCCUUCUCCCUCAUCGAGGGCUACAUCUCCAUCGUGAUGGACGCCGAGACCCAGAAGCGGUUCCCAAGUGACCUUCUGCUGACCAGUUCCACGGGGGAGUUGUGGCGGAUGGUGCGGAUCGGUGGGCAGCCCCUCGGCUUCGACGAGUGUGGCAUCGUGGCUCAGAUCGCCGAGCCGCUGGCUGCCGCCGACAUCUCAGCCUAUUACAUCAGCACCUUCAACUUCGACCAUGCCUUGGUCCCUGAGGAGGGCAUCGCUGAGGUCAUCCAGCUGCUGCAACAGCGCCAGGAGAGCGGCAGAUAGCGGCCGGCUGUCCCUGCGGUGGGUGGCCCUGCCUGGUGGCGCCGUGGGACCCCCACCCCCUCCGUUCUUUGUCUUUGUU
This is a messenger RNA of Dryobates pubescens (Downy woodpecker), 1126 nucleotides long. It is a transcript of the gene CASTOR1, whose product is annotated as cytosolic arginine sensor for mTORC1 subunit 1. The record is from RefSeq and is a predicted model, not a curated record. NCBI's taxonomy places the organism in Eukaryota, Metazoa, Chordata, Aves, Piciformes, Picidae. Bases 55 to 1047 code for a protein of 330 amino acids. Gene Ontology annotation, biological process: negative regulation of TORC1 signaling; cellular response to L-arginine. The transcript has 9 exons. Gene Ontology annotation, molecular function: arginine binding. Gene Ontology annotation, cellular component: cytosol.